AUGGCCUACAUCGGCGGCUCGCGCUGGCUGGGCGCGCUGCUCGGCCGGCCGCCGCCCGCCGUCGCCCACGGCGGGGACGCCGGGCCGGACCCCGUCGCGCUCGCCGUCGCCGUUGUGCCCGCACUCCUCUGCGCGCUAGGCCUCGAGUCGUCGUGGGUGCUGCGGCUGCUGCUCAACGCGGCGGUGGCGGCGGCCGUGGCGUUCUUCGUGUCGGUGGGCUCCCUCCACGCCGACCCUGCCAUGUGGGCGGAGCACGGCGCCGUCGCAGACGGAUUACGUGGAGUGGCGUCGGGAGCUGCGCUGUGCUCCUAUGGCUUCCUGGGACUGGCAUCGGCAUCGGCGUCGUCGUCUGUGUCGGCGUCAACAAGGCCCUCACACCCCGUCCAGCCCUCACGGUUGUCUCGGGUGACGCUAGCAGUGUUGCUGGUCGCUUCCCACUGCGCUGUUGCCACGCUGCUCGCCAUGCUCGUACACUACAGGGGCCUGCGCGGGUCUGCGGUGCCGCUGCUGCAGGUGUUCGAGGUGCGGGACGUGGACUGGGCGCGCGUCGUCAUGGCCGCCUGCUCCGUGCUCGCCUUCGCGCUCGUCAUGGUCGAGGAGAGCGGGCCCAUGCACGCCAUCGUCGUCUCGCUCGCCGGGGAGGAGGUGGGCGCGCUUCCGCGGCUGCUGUCGCGCGAGUCGGGCUGCACGGGCACGCCGGUGGCGGCGGCCCUGUCGAGCGGCGUGGUGGCCGCGGGCCUGGCGUGCGCGUGCCCGCUGCGCGCCCUCGCCGCCCUCGCCGCCCUCUGCCCGCUCGUCGCGCACGCCGUCGCCGCCGCCGGCCGCAUCCAUAGCCACUACCAGCCGCUGAGCGGCAGGCGCACGACUCUGGAGGCGCCCUCAGGUGGUGGGCGGUACCGCCGCUUGCCUACCCGGCGGGAGGACGAGGACAGCGGCGACGAGGAGUGGUCGACGGCGGCGGCGGAGGCGUCGCGGCGGCGGCUGGCGCUGCAGCGUCUGCGCGCCGGCCUGGGGCUGGCGCUGGGCCGCUCGCGCUCCGAGGCGGCGCUGCUCGACGACGCCGACGCCGACGCCGGCGCCCCGAGCGGCGCCUCGACGCCGGGCGCCAGCUCGCUGGCCCGCCUGCUGGGCGACGACCAGGUGGAGGUGGGCGCGCACACCUACACGCGCCGGCCCGCCUCCUCCUUGCAUCUCAACGGCGCCUACGCCGUGCCGGCGGCCAACGGGUUCGCCAACGGUGAAGUCUUCCGGCCCGUGGCCAACGGAGCCCCGUGCCACGUGAGCACCGUCCUGCCGGCAAACGGCCACUCCGACCUCUCUUCGGUCCCUCCCGACUGGAAGAAAUUCAGCAGAAAUAUGGGCGGCAAGUCCCCCGGCGCCGACAGCAGGUUGUCUGUCACCUUUCCCAGGGAUCUGUUCGACAGCGUCGACGGGCAGCACAGCGUGCGCGUCAUCGACAUCAACAACAGCGACGACCGGCUGGCGUAUUGCAAGCAGCGCUUCCCCAUAGGAGACUCGGACGUCGAGGACGAAGAGGUCACGUCCUCGUCCGAAGGCAGCAGCGAAGAGAGCAGUUCCACCGACAUCGACGCCAUAGUCGCCGAGUACAAGGAAAAACUACAGGUGGCGACAGCGACGCCCACGACGCCGGGGGGCGGGUGCGCAUCGUCGCGCGACCACGCGGCGACGGCGGCGUCGGGGCGGCGCGUGCAACUGUGCCUGUGGGCGGCGGCGCCGUGCGCGGCGGCCGUGGCUGCCGGCGUCGCGCUGCUGCCCGCCAGCCCCGCCGCGGCGGGGGCGGCCGCCGGCCUGGGGGCGGCAGCGUGCGCCGCGCUGGCCGCCGUGGUGGCGCGACAGCCCCCAGCCUCCGCCGCCCACGCGCCGCUGCUCUGCCCCUGGCUGCCCGCCGCCUGCGCUCUCGCCUGCCUCGUGGCCGCGGCGCAGCUGCUGCCCGCUGCCUGGCCGUCGGCACUUCUAUGGCUCGCAGUCGGGAGAUUCUAUCAGGAGGGCUGCUCUAAAAAGAUGAAUCUAAAGUUUCAGACUCUUGCUAGACACAUAAAGAAAUUAAGAACUAAUCCUGGCAGUGCUAUAGAAAUGAAAGCUCACUGUGAUGUUUGCAGAGUUUUGUCAGAUGAACAAGAAAAGGACUUUGUUAAAUUUUUAAUAGCUAAUGCAAAGAUGUUCUGUGGUCUCAGAACUUUAGAAACAUCUGUAGACACAUGGAUGAGUGAACAUCCAGGACAGUCAUUCACCAUCUAUAAUGUUGCAGCUUGUGUAGGUAUAGCCCAUGUACAUGCAAUGAGUCCAGAACUGUCAUUUUUCCUGUUGUCAGGCAUGUUUACACAGAUGAUACGUUUCUGCCAAGUAUGGUCACUGACAAACCCCAUCCCCAAGGUGAACAGAGAGAAACAAGCCAGGAUCCUAAACGAAGGACAGAACAGUGACCAGACAGUGCCUGAAUGCAAUCUACCUCAACAAAGUGGUGAUGCUAGAAGGAAGGCUGAUUUUUCGCAACAACCGGAAAGUUCACAAAGUUCAAAUCACACAGACAUCCAUUCUCCUCCACCUUCAAGUUACAUCAGCCCCAAACAGUUCUGUGGCUAUCCAAAAGCAGAAAGAAACAACAGGACUAGGAAACAUAGAGAAAAGGAGAGAAGAAAAUUCAUCACUUAUAGGCCAGAGAAGGUAAUUCUGGAAGAAAAACAGAAAGCAAAAUUCUUGAAGUCCACAAAAGUAGGCCUACAGGUUACACGUGUAAAGACAAGUCUCUUCAAGACACAGAAAGCUAACUCUGAGAAUGAAGAUGAAAUGCACCAGAUUGAUGGAACAUCAGCCUUGGAAAAUGGUAUGGCUCAAUUAAGUGAAGAUGAAGUUACAGUUCCACAAAUUGCUGACAUUGGACAUUACGUUCUCAUUAAAUUUAUCAAAUCAUUCUUCACUCUUUCAUAUAGUUUGAGAUAG
Molecule: messenger RNA, 2961 nt
Organism: Schistocerca piceifrons (Central American locust)
Lineage: Eukaryota; Metazoa; Arthropoda; Insecta; Orthoptera; Acrididae
Exons: 10
Coding region: 1-2961 (986 amino acids)
Biological process (GO): amino acid transport
Cellular component (GO): plasma membrane
Molecular function (GO): amino acid transmembrane transporter activity
Source: RefSeq, a predicted model, not a curated record